Messenger RNA from Aspergillus nidulans FGSC A4, 917 nucleotides. RefSeq lists its product as uncharacterized. The record is from RefSeq and is a predicted model, not a curated record. Lineage: Eukaryota; Fungi; Ascomycota; Eurotiomycetes; Eurotiales; Aspergillaceae. Bases 14 to 424 code for a protein of 136 amino acids. The transcript is spliced from 3 exons.
ACUUGAACCUUGAAUGAACCUUGAGCUUACCUUGCUUCCGCCAUUCGACUUGUGUCCUUCAUCGACAAUGAGCUACAAAUCCAACUACGAGCCUUACACAAGCCAAAGCCUGUACUCCAGGCAAUCCUCGUCCUCAGAACUCCUCUACCCACUUGGCGAUCUCUACCCACACGUCGUCGCUUUACAACUCCAAAUGGAAGACGAGAAUGAAGCCCGAGGGUCCGCAUCGAGGAAUCUCUCCUACCAUCAGGACAUCCCUUACUGGGCAGAGGUUGCCUCGCCAGAAUCGCCUCACUCGCUGUCGGAGAGUUUCUCCAAGCGCUCGUUGCGCAGAUAUAGCGAAUCCACAAAGGCACGAUUUGUUUCUGGAAUCCGGCGAUUGCUCAGCCGCGAUGAACUAAGGGCACGUCGGCGUUUCAAGUGAAUUGCUUUGCCCUUGGCCUUAGCCCGAGCUGAACGACCGCGAACGAUCCUUUCUUGAAUGCAUUUUGACUAUUCCAAGCCACGCUUUUUUUUUUUUUUUGUUGGCUAUACCCUAAUGAUCUUUGUUUCAUUGCUUACCAUUGUCUCACUUGGAUUCUUACUAAGUCCCUUGCAUUUCCGGGUUUCUUCCUGCACCUCCACGAAUGAUGCCCCCAUUUUACCAUGCAUCGGUUCUUAUUUUCCUAUGUCACCGGCACUUGCUGCAUCUGCAUCGCCGCAUAUCGGCAUUCCAUUCCAACUGAGACGUGUCAGACUGACUCACUCUUUCAUUUGAUGUUUUCUCCUGUCAUCAACUGGCGUUUUGGAUGUUUCAUGCCUAUUUACCUAGUUAGCGAGGAGUUUAUGGCGUUGUUUCCAACUAUGCAAGGAGUAAACGAGCGAGCCGCCGCAUGAGACUGAAUAUCUAGGUCAUUUGACACUUUUGUUACCUUGCA